UAUAUUGUAAUUAAAAUAACUUCUUUCUUUCUUUCCUCGCCGAGGUCUUAAGUCUGAAGUCUGAACCCUAAACCAUCCCGCUUCGCCGCUCAGGACCAAGAAUCUCAGAUUUGGCUGAUUUUGCAUCAUGACGAGGGUUUACGUCGGGAAUUUGGACCCAAGGGUCACCGAAAGAGAACUCGAAGACGAAUUCAGAAUCUUCGGCGUUCUACGCAAUGUUUGGGUAGCUCGUAGGCCUCCUGGUUACGCUUUCCUCGAGUUCGAUGACGAGAGAGAUGCUUUGGAUGCAAUUAGGGCAUUGGAUCGAAAGAAUGGGUGGCGUGUGGAGCUUUCUCACAAAGAUAAAGGAGGUCGUGGAGGCGGUGGUGGCCGUCGUGGCGGUAUUGAGGAUUCUAAGUGCUAUGAGUGUGGUGAGCUUGGACAUUUUGCUCGGGAGUGUCGCCGUGGUCGAGGCUCUGUGAGGCGUAGAAGUCCUAGUCCUCGUCGUCGUAGGAGUCCAGAUUAUGGGUAUGGACGCAGGAGUAUAAGCCCGCGUGGAAGAAGAUCUCCUCCAAGGCGUCGCAGUGUUACUCCACCUCGCCGUGGGCGGAGCUACAGCAGAUCCCCUCCUUAUCGUGGUUCUCGCCGGGAUUCUCCUCGCCGCAGAGACUCACCCUAUGGUCGACGUUCGCCAUAUGCCAAUGGGGUGUGAAACUGGACCCUGAAGAGAAAGAAGAUAUUAAAACUUCUAUGCUAUGAUGCUAUAUCUGCUAUGUUUGGCCCUCUUUAGGAUAGUUCUACUAGGAUUGGUUGUUGAGCAUGGUAGACAUGUCAUUGAUGUGUUCGUGUUUUAUUAGACAAUUGGAUUUGGUGAAUUCUCCUUCAAGCUGUUUUCCAACAGCCGUCUUGACUUAUUCUCUUUAACACGCACUAGCGUUGAACGCGCUGGCUUGCUGUCUUCACUCAGCGUGCUUGAACCCCUACACUUGAGGUCGUUCUUUCGUAUCCAUAAAAUGUGUUUUGUGUCUUGUUGAAUGCACUUACCUUAUCAUAUAAUAUGUGUGACAUAUCUAAAAGGCUCAACUGUUUCCACUCUUUUUCCCUUGUGAGGUAUGAUUUAUCGGGUAAGAUACUGGGAUCUCUCCGCAGCUGCGCUGCAUCUUACUCUCCCCUCAACUUAGCUUUGCUAUGAAUCUGCAUCGUCAACUCGACCAUCAUCAGCUAGAUUUGCUUGUUACAUUGUGUGACUUUUAGAUUGCCCUGCUCUUUACUCACAACUCUUACCCCAAUCUGCAAACCAAGCUUCUAAGGAGAAAGACAAAGCUGUUUCUUCACCCCGCCCCUUCCUCUUCAUCUCCCUCGCUCUCAGCUGCUUUAUCACCCCUUGGGUUCUCUGCUCACUUUUGUUUUCGGUCAACUUUGCACACAUCUGUUGGUGGAUCACACACUUACAUUAAACCCUUUUGAGGAUGCUUCUUUUUGUAUUGCUUGUGAAAAUCUGUUAGCGUAGUCUUUUGUGAUCAUGAUUUAGUUUCCAACUUCUGCUUUUCUUUUCGAUAUAGUCAUACAUACUAAUGAGUCUUGACUUUUAA
This is a messenger RNA of Arabidopsis lyrata subsp. lyrata, 1571 nucleotides long. Its product is annotated as serine/arginine-rich splicing factor RSZ21. The record is from RefSeq and is a predicted model, not a curated record. Gene Ontology annotation, biological process: mRNA splicing, via spliceosome. Gene Ontology annotation, molecular function: RNA binding; zinc ion binding. Lineage: Eukaryota; Viridiplantae; Streptophyta; Magnoliopsida; Brassicales; Brassicaceae. Gene Ontology annotation, cellular component: nuclear speck. The coding region runs from base 128 to 691 and encodes 187 amino acids. The transcript is spliced from 6 exons.